UUCGUUCGCAUCUCCCGUUCAUCUGCGACCGAAAAUAUGGUCCGUCUGUGUCUUCUGAUAAUGCUAGUAACAAUCGCUGGCCAUACGAGCAGUGGCUACCGAAUUCUCAGUAUCGCCGUUAGUCCCAGCCGAUCGCACGUGAUUGUACAGGAGGCACUGGUUAAAGAAUUAGCCCGGCGUGGUCAUCAAGUUACCAUGGUCAGUCCGUUCCCAUCGACGAAGCCUAUCGAAAAUUAUCGGGAGAUUACGGUUCCGAUCUCUGACUGGGGAAAAACUACGAUGGCUAUAUUCUUGAAGGAUCAGUCCCGAUGGGCAGCUUUGGCUAAUUUUCCAACCACAUGUAAAAUUUUCAUGGAUGCAUCGAACGAUACUCUGAACGAUCCCGAAGUACGUCGAGUGAUUAGUGAAGAAAAGUUUGAUCUUCUAAUCACCGGAAUUAUGACUGACUUUUUACUAGGAAUCGGACAGUUGAUCGGUGCACCGACGGUGGUUGUUUCUCCCAACGCUGCCAUGGAUAUGGUCAAUGAUAUGGUCGGUAAUCCCUACCCGAUCGCUACCAUACCGAACCUAAUGAUGGGCACCCCUAGUCCAAUGGGUUUCGCCAAUCGAUUCGGCAACUUGAUUGGUUGGACUCUGGAACAUGUUUUCGGAUGGUACAUAGUAUCGAAAUCGGAGCACUACUAUUACUCCAACUUUCCGCGUGAUCAAUUUCCGGCAUACGAUGCGGUGAGGAAGAAUGUGUCGCUAGUUCUAAUCAAUCAACAUUUCACCAAAUCUACUGCUCGGCCGUACGUUCAAUCGAUGGUGGAAGUUGGUGGACUACAGAUCAAACCAUCACCCGAUCCGCUUCCCUCGGAUCUUCAGGAAUGGAUUGACGGCGCCGAACAUGGAGUUAUUUUUUUCAGUAUGGGAACCAACCUGCAAAGUUCAUCAUUUCCGAGCGAUAAACUUAUUGUCCUGCUGACCACUUUUGGAAAUCUCAAGCAACGAAUCGUCUGGAAAUGGGACUCGCAGACGAUGCCGGACAAGCCACCGAAUGUUCUGUUGCGUCGAUGGCUUCCCCAAGAUGAUCUCUUGGCACAUCCCAACGUGCGUCUCUUCAUCACGCACGGUGGCCUGGGAGGAGUGGCAGAAGCUCAGUAUCACGGUGUUCCACUGGUCGGAAUUCCCAUGUUCGGCGAUCAGCAAAGUAAUCUGGAAAAAGCCACCAAAGAAGGAUGGGCUGUCGUGGUAGAAUUUGCUGACUUAUCGGAAGACACUCUCGCACGAGCAGUGGGAGAAGUUUUGAACAAUGCCAGUUAUACCGAGACAGCGAAGAAACUCUCCGAACUGUACCGGGAUCGACCGAUGUCGGCUAUGGAUACGGCAGUGUUUUGGACGGAGUACGUCAUUCGGCACCGAGGAGCGAAGCAUAUGCGAUACCCGGGUGUCGACCUGAACUUCUUUCAACGCCACUUACUGGACGUUUGGGCCGUUCUGGGGAUCGGUAUAUUCAUUGUUGUUAAGCUUACUUGCCUUGCAUGUCGACUGUGUCGUCGAAAAACGACCCCAAAAAUUAAAGUGAAUUGAAUACUUCACUUUCGUCACUUGUUAAAACUUCUUGUUUCUUCAUGUUAUAAAAUCAUUCAAAAAAUUAAACACGAAACAUGCUCGUUGUGAACACCAACUCCGCAUACCUAUCGAAAAGAGUGAAGGGUCGUCGUGCUUCCGUUAAGUAUACGUAAUAUCAACAUAUCUUUCGUUCUUCUGUGAACGACGGGGAUGCUGAUGGCCAACAAAGAUGACCAAUCAUCUGCCGAAUCACCGGCACUGAAAAGUACUCAAUAAUCCUAUUCAGAGUUAAUCAAAAAGUCAUUUCCAUGUACUCAAAAAACAGACGAAAAUGACGAAAAAUAAAUGUCACUCUCAGCUCCGUUUGCAAACUUUUGAGAACGACAUUCAUGAGCGGAACCGUAGUUUCAAAUUUGUGUUUAUUUAUUUAUUUAUUUAUUUAUUUAUUUUGGAGCAGGAAAAAGCCCGAUGGAGAUGAAAUUUGGCAAUCUCUCUCUCCAGCAGGCAUAAAACCUCCUCAUCAUUUGUAUCUACAGAUUACAAUGAUCCAACAGAUACAUUUGGGUCUUAACACUAACAAUUAAAACUAAAUCUAUAACCCUAUCUAUAACUAGUUGAUGACACUAAGCAUUGCAGGGCAGUAAUAGCGCUCUUGCUUAAACGGUGAGAGAGAAUAAAAAAGUGAAUAGGUAAAUGUUAUAUAAGGGUUGGUGAGGGGGUGGGGUGGUAAACGAGAGUGGGCUAACGACGGUGUUAGAAGCAGCAUGUUGAUCUAAUUAGUGACCAAAAAGAUGGUGGAAGACAGAGAAAACGACGGGGUUAGAAUCGGCAUGAAGAUCUGGUUAGUGAUCGAAAAACGGAUGGUGGAUGACAAAGAGAAAGUAAAAGGGACGACCGAGUUAAUUUCGACGAGCGAAUCUAGUUAGUUUCAAAUGGAGAUUGUGGAGAGACGGAGUGGGAAAGGUCACAAUAAUCCAGCAGAUACCAUGUCAUAAACUUAUUACUGAUAAUUGAAACUACCCCUAUUACUAUCCUUAAUACUUAAGAAGGAGAGAAGUAAUUCAGAAACAAUUCUUUCACGGUGUUGCGAGAUAAGUGAAAAUCGAACAAGUGAGAACAUCGAUUAAAUAGACGGCACAUACUAGAAAACGGUUCGUUAUAGCCGUAAUUAGUGCGAGCAGAUUGAAUUCUGAGAAAUGGAUGAGAUCGGAGGUUGCGAAAAUUAAUAGCUAGGUUCAGUUUAUGUAACAAUUCGGGGCAAUCAGUUUGCGAUUGUAACAAAUCCGCCACGAAAAUAGCUUUACAGAUGUCUCGGCGUACGGAUAACAAGUCUAAAUGAAAAAGUUUACAGCGCUCACUAUAGUUGGGAAGGUUGUUGGGAUCCCUCCAAGGAAGACUGCGAAGUGCAAACCGAAAAAAAUUUAUGCUGAAUAGCUUCUAUGCGUUGGAUGUGGAGUUGAUAACAGGGAGCCCAGACGACUGCAGCAUAUUCGAGUAUAGAGCGAACCAGUGCACAAUAUAGUGCUUUAAGACAAUAUAUGUUAUUAAAUUUCUUUGUAAUGCGAAAUA
Malaya genurostris is the source of this 3120-nucleotide messenger RNA. RefSeq names its product UDP-glucosyltransferase 2-like. Lineage: Eukaryota; Metazoa; Arthropoda; Insecta; Diptera; Culicidae. The transcript is spliced from 3 exons. Gene Ontology annotation, molecular function: UDP-glycosyltransferase activity. The record is from RefSeq and is a predicted model, not a curated record. The coding region runs from base 37 to 1569 and encodes 510 amino acids.